Perca flavescens (yellow perch) is the source of this 330-nucleotide messenger RNA. RefSeq names its product small integral membrane protein 24 (gene smim24). The transcript is spliced from 3 exons. The coding region runs from base 1 to 252 and encodes 83 amino acids. The record is from RefSeq and is a predicted model, not a curated record. NCBI's taxonomy places the organism in Eukaryota, Metazoa, Chordata, Actinopteri, Perciformes, Percidae.
AUGAAUGUGUGUGCUCUCGUGCUGUGUGUGCUGCUGUCUGCCUCCAGCUGCUCAGCUGACAACGGAGUGACUCUUCAGUCCUGGUUGGUGGGUCUGAUAGCUGUAGUCGGUUUCCUCUUCAUCGUCUUCACCAUCCUGAUGGCUCACAGACUCCUCAGGAAGGACAGGAACAGGGCGGAGCGAGAGGGCCGGGGUUAUGACAACAAGGCCGUCGACAUGGACGAAGAUGAGAACAAACUAACCAGCCUGUAGGAAACCGACGCACCCGUCAGCUGCUCCCCACUGCUUUGUGACAGCUGAUAAUAAUGGCUCCGUUGAUCUUUGGUUGCU